UCCUUAGAGAGUCAGUCAGUCAGUGUUUUGGGUAGGUCUACGUGGUGAGGAGUGGGACAUUGUCGUGCACCUGAACACCAUGGAUGACUACCCCAUGUAUGGUCUACUCGUUGGGUUCUCCCUUUGGGGGACCCUUCGGCGUUUCAUGUUUCCGUUGGGAUUCUGGAACACCUUUGCGUGUAGGGUAGAGACCAAGGGUGGUACGACCACGCACCCCUACACCCCUGAAGAAGAGGCCAAGGCCGCCGCCAUACUGAAAGAGAGGAAAGAGAAGAAGGAGGCCAAGAAGAAGGCCUUGUUGGAGGAGCAGGCGACGAAAUUGAAGAAGAUUGAGGAGGAGAUGGCCAGAGAAAAAGAAAGAUUGAAGAAAGAGGAGGAGGCGAAAUUGAAAGAGGUAGAAGAGGAGGAGGAAGAUGAUCAGCCACUGGAAAGGAGGAGAUGGCAACGGGGGCAGGCCACUGAAGUUAAGCAGGAUGAAAUAGAGAAGAAAAUUUCGGAAUGGGUUGCCAACUUGUCCUUGGGAGAAGAAGAGGAGGUUGCAAUGUAUAUCCCCAAGAAUAAGCAGGAAGCCGUCGUUAAAGCAUGGGAUGCAGAGGAAGACUCCCUAAAGCGGCAAGCGAUGGAGGAUGGGAAGAAGAUGGAGUGGAGGCUCAUGAUGAUGAGGGAAAACAAAAGAAGAGUAGAGGCGGCAAGUGAGGCGGCCAAAGAGUUGGAGCAAGUCAAGAAUCUGAGAGAGCAGAUGGCCGCCCAGGUGGAUCUCCAACGAAAAGUGGAGAUCAUUGCCCAGAGUGUUGAGCGCUUAGCCCGGGUACAGGGAGAACAAUACGAGUUUAGUAGAAGUCAGGAUAUGGCCGUGCGCUCGAUGCAGAUGGGAUUUCGGGAUUUUGCCCGCGAACUGGUAGGCGCUGUAGGGGCCGAGGUGAACCAUCGCCUCGAGAAGACAGAACGAUUCUGCGUAGGCGCCAUUGAAGGCGUCAAGCUGACCGCUCCCAAGGAGGAAGAGGCACGUCCUCGAAGGGAACCCGUCAAAGUUAAGUUCCCCGAUUCCUACAUCGGGAAGAGGGAGGAAAACUUUGACAAUUGGGAGGCCAACGUUAAGACCUAUGUGCAUCUGCAGCAGGUCUCCCCGGACCAGCACGUGUUGAUUGCAAUCCAUGCGCUUAGAGAUGAGGCUGCCAGUUCCGCGAGAUCCCUAGUCCGCGCUGCUAACUGCAAUAAUGAUGCAGUUGCCUAUUCGUCAUUCACCGCCCUCGUCGAUUUCAUGAAAUUGUUGCGCGAGCGGUUUGCUGAUGCCGCUCGUAGUGUCAAGGCCUCGGAUAAGCUUCAGACAAUCCACGCUCGUAAAUGGAAGAGUGCCAGGGCACUCAAGGGUGUCAUGGACGAAUUAGUGGUUGUUCCUGACCACGGGGUCACAGAGACCCAGUUGGUCAGCCUCUUCUAUCGGGCUAUGCCCGAAGCCUUCCGAGGGCACUUCUUCGCAAAGAGCGAAGAUCCUGCCACCACUUAUGAUUCCCUUAGUCGUGAAGUGGUGGCUUUUGAGGCAAUGUCUGUGUCAGUUUCCACCUUCUGGCACAAAGACUUAGACAAGGGAAAGCAAUGGAAAGGUCGCACUAUCUCAGGGCAAGUUAAGACUAAGGAUAGUCUUGUCCUCACUCUAGAUGAAGGUAGUGUUGACGAGAUCCCCUACAAGCAGAUUGAGUGGGGGUUAGAGGACGAUGACAAUAGCAGUAGUCAGGGGAGGACAUACGCUGCUGUUGCGGUCGGGGGGAGGCCGCAAGGAGGGGGACGAGGCCAGGGCCAAGGGGGCCGGGCCUCAGGGAACCGUUCUCAGGGCGAUCAAAGGGUUGGCGGCAGAGGAGGAAACCGCCAAGCGGGAGGAAGGGGUCAAGCAAGACCCUCAAAGAGCAUCAGGGGUCAUCUCAAGCAGGUCUUGGAAAAGUUGAGGGAAGCUAACUUCAAGAUCAACGCAAAGAAGUGCGAAUGGGCGAAAACCCAAGUGUUGUAUUUAGGCCACGUCUUAGACGGAGACGGCAUCAAGCCCGAGGAUAGUAAGAUCGCAUCGAUCAGAGAUUGGCCUACACCGCGUACGUUGACAGAGUUGCGGUCGUUCUUAGGCCUAGCCCAUUAUUAUAGGAAGUUCGUAAGGAACUUCUCCACUAUCGCUGCGCCCUUUCGCAGACUGCUCAGGAAAGAGACUAUCUGGAAGUGGGACAAGGACUGCACGUCUGCUAUGAAGAAGUUGAAGCAGGCACUGAUAGAGUAUCCAGUCCUUAAGGUGGCGGAUCCGUCCUUACCCUUUGUCGUCACUACGGACGCUAAUCAGUACGGCAUCGGUGCUGCUCUGCAGCAAGACGAUGGCAAUGGUUAUAGGCCCGUAGAGUUCGUGUCUACUAGGAUGCCUUCAGAGAAGGUUGCAACAUCUACCUAGGAGAGGGAACUCUACGCUCUUAGGCAAG
Molecule: messenger RNA, 2456 nt
Organism: Chara braunii
Lineage: Eukaryota; Viridiplantae; Streptophyta; Charophyceae; Charales; Characeae
Source: the annotation of a GenBank genome assembly